AUGCCACCGCCGUAUGAAACCUCUUUCUUAGCAGCUCUCAUACAGAAAUGCACCUCCAUAACCUCACUGAAACAAGCGCGGCAACUCCACGCUCUCUUCCUCACCACCACAGCUAUUGGCUCGUACUCGCCAUACCCGUACAACAAUGUCAUAUCUAUGUACUCACGGUGCGGUUCACUCGAAGAUUCCCAGAAGGUGUUUGAUAAAAUGCCUCAAAGAAAUCAUGUUUCUUUCAAUGCGCUCAUUGCGGCCUAUUCCCGAGAUUCAAGAAGUGCACUUUUGGCCUUUGAACUACUUAACAAAAUGGGAAGUGAAUGCCUUAGGCCAAAUGCUUCAACUUUCACAAGCUUACUACAAGCGUCUUAUACUCUUGAGGAUUGGUUGGUUGGCUCUUUGGUUCAUGCCAAGGUUGUGAAAUUUGGUUUCUCGAAUGAUUUAUGUGUUCAAACUGCUCUUCUUGGGAUGUACUCCAACUGUGGAGAUUUGGAAUCUGCGAGGAAAGUUUUUGGGUGGAUAGUUGAUAAAGAUGUUGUGGCUUGGAAUUCUAUGAUUUUUGGGAACUUGAAGAAUGAUGAGACCAAGGAAGGGCUUCAUCUCUUUGAUGGCAUGCUGAGGAGUGGAGUUGUUCCUAGUCAAUUCACAUAUUCAAUGGUUUUGAAUAUGUGUAGCCGAUUAAGAUAUUUUUGUCUGGGGAAACUCAUACAUGCCCGAGUCAUAGUUUCAAGCACACUAACUGAUUUAACUUUGCAGAAUUCCCUGCUUGACAUGUAUUGCAAUUCUGGUGACACCCGAGUAGCAUUUAGUGUGUUCAGUGAAAUGUACAACCCAGAUUUGGUGUCAUGGAACACGAUGAUUUCUGGGUAUUCGGAACAUGGGGAUGGAGAGCAGGCCAUGAAUUUGUUUGCUCAGUUGAAGAAAAUUUCUCUUCUCAAACCAGAUGAGUAUACUUUUGCAGCCAUCAUAUCUGCAACAGGAACAUACCUAGCUUCCGACUAUGGUAAAUCUCUUCAUGGGCAAGUCACAAAAGCAGGAUUUGAGAAAAGUGUUUUUGUAGGAACUACACUUGUGUCUAUGUAUUUCAAAAAUAGUGAAACUGAUGAUGCUCAGAAGAUGUUCUAUUCCAUUUUGGAUAAAGAUGUCGUUCUCUGGACUGAGAUGAUCAUGGGUUUUUCGAGAUUGGCUGAUGGGGAGAGUGCAAUUAAGUUCUUUUCUGAAAUGUGCCAAGCAGGCCAUAAGAUUGACAGCUUUUCUCUCAGUGGAGCUUUGAGUGCUUGUUCCGACCUUGCCAUGUUAAAACAAGGUGAGAUGAUUCACCCUCAGGCUGUAAAAACAGGGUACGAUGUUGAAAUGUCUGUCUGUGGGAGUCUGGUGGAUAUGUAUUCGAAAAAUGGUAGCCUUCAAGCUGCUUAUUCCAUAUUUUCCCAAGUUUCAGACCCUGAUUUGAAAUGCUGGAACUCAAUGCUUGGGGGAUAUAGUCACCAUGGCAUGGCAGAGGAAGCAUUGAAGAUGUUUUUUGAGAUAGAAAAACAUGGUCUCAGACCAGACCAAGUAACAUUUCUGUCUGUGCUCUCAGCUUGCAACCACAGUGGUUUGGUUGAAGUAGGAAAGUUCUUGUGGAAAUGUAUGAAGGAAAACGGUAUCACACCUGGGCUUAAGCACUACUCUUCCAUGGUAAGUUUGCUAGGUCGAGCUCGAUUAUUAGAUGAGGCAGAGGAGCUUAUUAACAGUUCACCAUUUAAGGAAGAUAAUCUUGAACUGUGGAGAACUUUGCUAAGCUCGUGUGUCAUCAAUAAAAAUUUGAAAGUAGGAGUUCAUGCAGCAGAGCAGGUUCUAAGUUUAGAUGCAGAAGACAGUGCAACACUUGUCCUGCUGUCUAAUCUCUAUGCUGCUGCAGGAAAAUGGGGUAGUGUGGUAGAAAUGAGGAGAAAGAUUAAAGUACUGACGUUGGAAAAGGAUCCUGGACUAAGCUGGAUUGAGGAUAAGAAUAAUGUUCAGGUAUUUUGUUCAGGUGUUCAAUCAGAACAAGAGGUAGGUGAAGCCCAAGCUGCACUGCAUUGGCUACAAGGAAACAUGGUAAGAUCACAAACAGAUGAAUCUGAUGAACAGAUGUAUACUACAUAA
Prunus armeniaca (apricot) is the source of this 2121-nucleotide messenger RNA. Lineage: Eukaryota; Viridiplantae; Streptophyta; Magnoliopsida; Rosales; Rosaceae. The record is from the annotation of a GenBank genome assembly.